Molecule: messenger RNA, 1032 nt
Organism: Loa loa (African eye worm)
Lineage: Eukaryota; Metazoa; Nematoda; Chromadorea; Rhabditida; Onchocercidae
Exons: 4
Coding region: 290-787 (165 amino acids)
Cellular component (GO): mitochondrion
Source: RefSeq, a predicted model, not a curated record
GGGGGGGGGGGGUUGCGCUGCUUUGGUAGCUAUCAUUUCAGGGAAGUCAUUGAAGCGUUUCCGAGGGACCACAAAGUUUCUUUAGAAGCAUGAAUGCUCUUACUGAUAAACCUUACAGGAAGGAAAGUUUCAUUUCAUUUUUCAUGGAAAAUAAGUCUUGUCUACUGGGAAUAGUGAGAGAAUUGAUCGGUAAUGUUCUUGUGCUAAUAAAAUUUCAUUAUACCAGUUUUUUCACUAUACCUGUUUGUUGUUACCAGUAAUUUAGGUGGAAAGUGCAUGAAAAAUCGAGAUGCGGUUCUCGCUGGUAGGACGUAAGAUGCCAACAAACACAAAGCUGUGGCAAGAUCCAGUGCUGGGAUAUUUUGAAACUCAUGGAAAAAUGAAAUUCAUUGCUGGAGAAGACUAUGGCAUAAGUGAUGAGGAGAAAAAGGCUGUCUUAUGGCGAUAUCGUUUAAAAGAAAUUCUGAAAAAAGAAUAUCUUAGGCGAGAAUACGACCCACAUACUUUCAAGUACAGGGAAGGUGUAGUAAUUGAUCCAGCUGUUUUUCGCUGGUAUUCAGCCAAUUCAAUGCAAUACGAAUUUUUCCGUUACACCCCACGGUCUGUAUUCCUAUACGCUGGCUCGUUUAUCUUCGUGUUCUAUAUUCUGGCUAGAAUGAUGUUCCAAUUUGAGGAUCGUGGCCGUGACAUGUGUUUGGAUGGUGAGUUGCUGUGGUGGGAUCGUAUGUAUAAUCGUCACGUGAAUACGUGUGGCAACUACCAUUUCAGUCCAACAUUUGUGAAUUAAAGCCAUUUUGAUUGCCAGCAUUGGUGAAUUAAGAGCCAUUUUGAUCGAAGUUUUAAAUACUUCAGGCUUAUCGUUCAUAUGUUGUACAUAAAAUAGAUAAAUGAUUUUAUUUCCACAUGCAUGUCUGUCCUGACCUUGUAUCAGUUUUAGAUAUGAUUAAAGUUAUGGAUAUAUCAUAAAAUUCGAUGUAUGUUUGCUUGCACUUGUUGUUAGGAUACCUCAUAUGUAUAAAAUUUUAGUUGGGA